AAGAUUUUCUACCUAAAUGUAGCUUGUGAUAUGUUUUUUUUGAUAUUGCUGCAACGAGGCAAUCUGUUAGAAAACAAUUGGCCCUCAUAUUGUUUGGAACUCCGUCCGGGAAGAUGAUAUCGUUUCAAGGGGCUCGUCCAGCGACUCCACCCUUGUAAUCCAUUGUUAAAAGCUUGUAAUAUUUUUUUUAUGUGAACCUAUUGAUUAUUUUUUAGUAAAUGUAUUGCCAUUUAAAAUACCUAGAUAGGUACAUUAUGUAUUUAAUCAAUCAUCAUAAUAAAACGUAACUAUAAACGGUGAAAAGGUGGUGAAAACUGAAAAGAUAUACCUAAUGCCUAGGCACUUAAAAAAAUGGCUAGACAAACAAAAGAACUUUUACCACAUAAUUUAAUUUUUGUAUUCAAACAGUAUACUAUUACUACUACUACCUACUAUUUAAAAUAUUGUUCAUAUUGCUCAUUAACGAAUGUACCCACAGGCCACAAACGUACCUAAUGCGAAGCAAAGCUAGAGCUUUCAUGAUUCUAUAAAAAAGCUGUAAAAAUAGAUAAUGCAAAAGGAAAUUAAAAUACAAAAAAAGAAUAUUGAAUGUCUAUUGUCCCAAUUUGAUAGAAGACGUAACGUAAGAAUGUAUCUAGGCGAUAGUUUAAUCAAUAAUCAUUGAAUAAUGUAUAAUCAUAAGUGCUAAACAAGAAGAUGGGGUUAACGAGUCAAACCGGAUUAUUAGCCAGCUCUCCGCAGAAGUCAAGUUUAUUUAAAGAAAAGAGUACAAUAGAGCUAAGAUGCGAAGUGUCACCGGCUCCCUUCAUGCUACGGCCUUACGCAGGGCUGUACAACCCAUUCUCCCAAGCUUGCUCUGUGCUAUGCAACCAUCCAGCAGACACCACGACGAAGGAAUUCGUUAAACGGGCUAAAGACGCCUGGGUAUUGGAGGGAAAAUCUCACUACUUUCAAGAAGAUCUGUCCAAGUUUCAGGAUCAGAUUGAUAAAGAAAAAAAUAGAACUCCCCAUGACAUUGUUACUGAAGAUAUGUUUAGAAGAUACACAGAAACAGACUCCCGUCCACUCACUCCCGCACCGACCCUUGCCAGUGGAAAGUCGCGAGGUUCCAGACGAUGUCUCACGCCGGACCAGCCACGUCAGAAAACUACAAUAGUCUUAGAUCUACGGAGAAGUCAUAGCCAGGAAACCCUUUACUACCACGGGUAUACGACAUCCGAAAUGACAGUCGCACAGACAACAAGCGCAACAAACGAACGGUCGACGUUACCAUCUCUCAACCUGUCAGAAGCAACCCACACUCGACUGAUAAAGGGGCAAUGUGAACAGUUACCACCAUUGGCAUCACCACUGGUAUUAGCGAAGCGUGUUCUUAAAGAGCCAGUCAGCGUUCGCACUGUCAAGAAGAACCAGCUCAAGGCAUUGAAUUUGGGAAAGACACCGAGAAAUAAAAAGAACGAUGGUCCAGCGUCACAACGCUCGAAGAGUGACAAGGAUCUGGAGAAUACUCCAGACGAAUUGGUCCCUAUGGAUGAUAGUGGUACAAUGGAAAUGCGUAGACGUGGUAAGAGACGUCGUAAAGGGCGCGGUGGUAGCGAUCGUCUCACCUCCGCGGGACUGGCUGCACAAGCUCAACAGGACCCUGAAACACAGAUUGCAGGCAUUGGAACGGAUUCCCAAAACCCCAGUUCGCGUGCCUCCAUUGCUCCAACGAAUGAUGGUGAUAUAAUUAUUCCUCCUAUCGUCAAAACUAGCGUCGCUAAGAAAACUGACUCUUUCCUAGAUGAUGACAUUUUGAAGUACUUACACAGGGAAGUUGAUGAAGAAGCUAUAGAGACUGAAUUUGAUACAAAGCGUCGAUAUGUCCUACAAGAAGCGCUUCGAACUCGACCAGACCGUCCACACGGUCUGGAGAUGCAGACCCUCCUCAAGGAGAUGCGGAUACCAGCUGUCAGUCUGGGAGACUGGUUGCACAUACCCAGGGUGUUUUCCAGGAAGAACGCUAUAUUCGGUCUGCCGAUCGAUUCGAAUGAUUUAGAAUCUCUUACACCGAUGAUUUAUGCAGCAAGGUUUGUGACGAUAAAAAAAUCGAAGCAGCUGCUAUAUCUUACAGUGUUAAGGAAAUUUAGACCGAAUGGUUACAGGAUGCCAAUUAAGGAUAUACAAGAAGGCCUCACAUUAAUGAUGGGUGGUGUACUCACAAGUGAACAAGCAAAUCAAUUUCAAACUAUCACGGAAUGGGAUUGUUACAAAGAGGAGGAAAAUAACUCUGAUGAUAUUAAACUAACGUUGCUAGAUACUGGUUAUAGAAAACAGAGCGGCGGUGGAGACGCGGGGGAGGUCGACUUGGACAGUAUUAAAUUCAAAACUUGGUGUGGUCUAUGCGCUAUUUGCGAAAGGAUGUAUGGACGAUUUCCGCCAAGAGAAAAGGAUUCUCCCGAUGGGAUAGAACUCAGUGACUUCUCAAUGGUUGAAACAAAAAUCGUCACCCUGAAAGUUCACAGUGGGCUCGCAGAGAUUCUCAACGCGAUACGGACAAGAUAAUAUUAUAUAGUUUUAUUUUAGUUCGUUUUUAAAUAAAGAUAUUUAGCAUUUUAUAUUGUUAAUUAUACAUAGGUUUUGUAA
Molecule: messenger RNA, 2625 nt
Organism: Colias croceus (clouded yellow)
Lineage: Eukaryota; Metazoa; Arthropoda; Insecta; Lepidoptera; Pieridae
Exons: 13
Coding region: 697-2544 (615 amino acids)
Source: RefSeq, a predicted model, not a curated record